This is a messenger RNA of Aspergillus uvarum CBS 121591, 2899 nucleotides long. RefSeq names its product putative serine/threonine protein kinase. Gene Ontology annotation, biological process: protein phosphorylation. The coding region runs from base 1 to 2595 and encodes 864 amino acids. Gene Ontology annotation, molecular function: ATP binding; protein kinase activity. The record is from RefSeq and is a predicted model, not a curated record. NCBI's taxonomy places the organism in Eukaryota, Fungi, Ascomycota, Eurotiomycetes, Eurotiales, Aspergillaceae. The transcript is spliced from 4 exons.
AUGGAUCCACCGCGUGUUUCUCGUCUCCUCGACCCCGCCAUGGCGGCUAUUACCAAGCACAAAGCUGAAGCUAUAAAGCUCGCUCGCGAGCAGAGCUCUGCAGUCCAAGAGAUGUGCCGCAGAGCGAAAUCUGAUGUUCCUGCUUACGAGUUUGAAGAGUUGAUCGGCAAAGGUUCAUAUGGUCGAGUUUACAAAGGUCACCAGCUUCCCUCCCGCAAGCUCGUCGCGAUCAAGGUUUUGGACAUCGACUCCAUCGACUACAAAUCUCUGCGGGACUUUCGAGACGAAUCAAUCAACGAUUUCAUCCGUGAGGCGAAAGUGAUGAAGCAGGUCAAAGACUCUGGCGCGAAGAACAUUAACGAACUCAUCGAGGCGAUCUCCAUUCACUCGCAGCUGUGGCUGGUUUGCGAAUAUUGCCCUGGUGGCAGUGUUAGAACCCUGAUGCGAGCCACUAACGACCGCCUGGAAGAAAAAUUCAUUAUCCCUAUUGCACGAGAACUGGCUGCUGGCCUCCGUGCCAUCCACAAUGCGGGUAUCAUCCAUCGAGACAUCAAAGCCGCAAACGUCCUGAUUCACGAAGAAGGAAAACUCCAGAUCUGCGACUUCGGUGUUGCCGGCGUCCUUCAGUCUCAGCUGGACAAACGCUCGACCUGGAUCGGAACCCCUCACUGGAUGCCACCCGAGAUGUUUUCGACCCGCGGCGAAGCUCAUCAGUACGGAAGUGAGAUCGAUGUAUGGGCGUACGGAUGCACGAUUUUUGAGAUUGCUACGGGCAAUCCUCCUAAUUCGAACCUCCGAGAACGCAUGCAGAUCGGGAGACAACUGAACCGCAGCACCCCCAAACUAGACAACUCGAAAUAUAGCGACGGCCUGAAGAGUCUCGUGUCCUUUGCCCUGGAAUCGAACCCCGUCUCUCGACCUGCGAUGGCAGACAUUCUAAACCAUUCCUUCAUUGCUGAUACCGAGGAAAGCCACCCUACUUCGUCCCUGGGUGAGCUUGUCCGCAUGUACUAUCAGUGGUCUCAGCGGGGUGGACAACGCAUCUCCCUGUUCCAUCCUGGCGGUGCCGCGGCUGCCGAGAUGCCAGAUACCGAGCCUAGUGACGAGGACUGGAAUUUCAGUACAACUGAUGGCUUUGAGCGUCGCUUCUCUGUCAUAGACCUCGAUCAGCUGGCGGCCUCUAUCGCUGAAUUGGAGGCAGAAAUAAGCCCGACCACAAAAUCUCAAUCCAUGCCAGACAUCCCUGAUGAAACGACCGAUCAGGAAAUGACAGUUGAGGAUAAGGCGAACUUCGAUGAGCGGGUUCGUCGAGGUGCUGAAGCGAUGGAAGGCCUUUUCAAUGAAGAAAAGCCAAGCUACACUUACGAAACAAAGAACGACUUCGUCCCUAUUGAACCUAAAGCCCCCGCAUCCGACCUCCCCCUGCGCACAGACACCGAUCGCUCUUCCGUCACCUCUACCUUCAUCGACAUCGACAUCGGAUCCUUUGACUCGUCGCAUUAUGCGGCUGGAGCGUCAUCUGCGCAGCCCUUUCAGCUCGCAGACGCCGAUACUAUUCGCGCCAACAGAUCCAGCGGUCGUCAACAGCGCAACUCCAUCGACGGUCGCUCUCGAUCUUCGAGUAGCGGCGUUAGCAGCACUCGUGACGCUGACGAUGUGCCAUUCCAGCCAUCAACCGGCCCACGACCUCCGACCAUGGAUUGGAAGUUCCCUGUCUUCAUGCAGCCUGCAACUGAAGAGGAGCCAGAGCCCGAGCCCGAGCCCGAGCCCGCGCAGGCGCCAAAGCCAGCUGAGCUAGACAUCUCAGAGAAGCGCGCUACAAUGGAGUGGACAUUCCCAGUGAUGACUGCUCCAGCCGACAAUGAAUCCACGGGCCACGAAAGCGAUGCCGACGUGAGUCGCAACAACACUCUGAAAGCGCCGAUCAUGAGUCUGCAGACCUCGGACACCAUUCGACGCUCGAGCAUCGGCGAGCCUGGUGAUUCCCGGCCUUCCACCUCGCGAUCCAUUGAUUCCAAUGUGUCUGCGAGCUCCGAAACGGAUUAUGAUCCAUUCCGCUUCGACCGUCCCUCCACCCCGCCUAGCGUGCCAGCGGCUGCUGAGCCCAAGACUUUUGACGAGUCGGACUUCCCUACAAUGUCAUUUGACGAAGAUGAAGAAACGAAUGUCCUUGAUGGACCUGGGCCUGAUGAAGAAGAAGAAUCGACUUCUGCCUGGCACAACAGUUCCGAGCAACACCACGCGCACUCCGAGCCAUUCCCCACCGCCAUCCCUGUCAAAGACCUCGAGCUGGCCCCCUUCCCCUCUACCACCGACUCCCCCACUUCCGAGCCUCUUCCCACCGCCAGACGCAACCUUCCCAUCCUGUCCACCGAAGACACCGAGCCCGUUCGUUUCCCGGACGUUCCUCUUCCCCGCCUUGAUGCCCUGACGGAGGGUGUCGGUGACCACGCCAUCAAAGAGGAACUGGACCGAAUGCUCGACGGCUUCCUGCUUGCUCUCAACGCCACCGGACGCGCAAUCUCCCAGACCACGGUGGGACCCGAGGCCGAAGUCAAUUCCGACAUGGUCUCUACCCCGGAACAUUCUGAGUGAGGGACAUCAUCCAGAAGGGGACCUCGAAACACAGCCAAACACAACCCCGCAAAACCAAUAUCGAAUCGUUUUCCAUUUAUUUCAUUCCUUACUUUGAAGUUAGAAGAAUAAAAUUAACAGAUGGUGCAUUGGAGAAAACCCGUUCUUUUUGGAACCGUAUGCCGAAAAUCCAAGUAUGCUGGCUCAUGCAUGGAUUUGACGCGACGCGACGGACUGAGAAUGGUGGAAACUCAUGAUUUUCACGAAAGAAUGAUCUUGCAUUUUGCAGUUGCGGUGCCUGUUCCUGUACCUAUAGAGAGCAUGC